This is a messenger RNA of Penaeus indicus, 1820 nucleotides long. RefSeq lists its product as uncharacterized. Gene Ontology annotation, molecular function: protein dimerization activity; DNA-binding transcription factor activity, RNA polymerase II-specific; RNA polymerase II cis-regulatory region sequence-specific DNA binding. Gene Ontology annotation, cellular component: CLOCK-BMAL transcription complex. NCBI's taxonomy places the organism in Eukaryota, Metazoa, Arthropoda, Malacostraca, Decapoda, Penaeidae. The record is from RefSeq and is a predicted model, not a curated record. The transcript has 17 exons. The coding region runs from base 27 to 1820 and encodes 597 amino acids. Gene Ontology annotation, biological process: regulation of transcription by RNA polymerase II; circadian regulation of gene expression.
AGGCUGGACGUGAUACCGGAGACACGAUGGUCCGGCUGACUCUGAUUUCUCUUUGCCUCUUGGCAGGUGUAGCGGGGUCCCUUGCCGUGCCCACCAAGCCAAAGUCGACCGAAGAGGAAGCUCAACCGAAAAUCACCUACAGCAAAGAGACGCUCACCCAAGAUGGCGAAGACGUGAAGCUGGACUGCGCCGUCGUGGGAGUCGAUCUCGGGGGCGUCGAGGAUUUCGGAGUCUCCUGGAGUAAGAUCGACGAGGAAAACCCGACCAACUCCUUCCCGAUCUCAGCCAAUGACAAGAUCCUCCUCUUCAGUAGCAAGUACGCGAUCGACCACCCUGCCGAUUCCUACCAGUACUCUCUCGUUAUCAAGGAAGUCGGCGAUGAAGACACAGGCAUGUACCGUUGCACCGUUAACUUCGGAGGCGAGCAGAAGAUCAACGCAGAGGUUCCUGUGCACAUUCAGAAGGCCCCUUUCUUUACCGAUGAUUUUACCAAGACGCUCACGGUAACUGAGGGCGACGCCAUCAGUAUCGACUGCCAGCCCGGAGGAUGGCCCAAGCCCGAUGUCUACUGGGAGCGCCUUGGCCAAGAACUGCCCUACUAUGGCGGUAAAUUCUUCAAGUCUAACCAACUGGACAUUCCUCUGAUCGAGCGUGACCACGAGGGACACUAUGUUUGUUAUGCGGACAACAACAUCGGAGAUCCUGCUAAUUCGCACAUCAUCCUUGAGGUCCAGUUCGCACCUGAAGUCAUUGUCGAAGAGAAACAGGUCUUUGCCUCCCCGAGUGAGCCAGUCAAAAUGUCCUAUGUCAAGUUGUAUUUACUGGCUCUGGACGGCUUCAUCAUGACAGUGUCGUGUUCGGGUCGUGUUCUGUACACGUCGGAGUCCAUCACGUCGCUCAUGGGGUAUCUGCCGAGCGACCUGGCCGGCACGCCCCUGUACGACCUGAUGCUGGAGGAGGAGAGGGGCGAGAUGAAGCGGUUCCUGUCCAACCCCGCCCUGGCGCCCAACCCCAACACCUGGUUCGAGGAUAAUAAAGACGGCGUCCUGGACUUUAGCUGUAGCGAGGCAGAGGACUCCCUUUCGCUGAGCAACUGCAGCCGCAGCGGCGCCGGCGGCCUCUUCCAGAGCUCCUUGCUUCACUCGCAGCUGCCGCAGGAAUCGUCCACCAAGGUAGUGUUCGUCGCCAUAGGGAGGAUGGAGCGGCCGCAGCUGGUGAGGGAAAUGAUGAUCAUUGAGCCCAGCAAGACAGAGUUCACGUCCAGACACAGUUUAGAGUGGAAAUUCCUGUUCCUCGACCACAGAGCGCCAACAAUCAUCGGCUAUCUACCCUUUGAAGUGUUAGGAACUUCAGGCUAUGACUACUACCACGUGGAAGACCUAGAGAAGGUGGCGUCAUGUCACGAGCAAUUGAUGAAGACAGGCAAGGGGACGUCGUGUUAUUAUCGGUUUCUGACCAAGGGACAGCAGUGGAUUUGUCUAGACCUUGGAAACUGCGAUGUUAAAUGCUCUAGGGCCGCGUUUUCCCGUAAUAUUGGCGUCUUUGGGAAGCGAAGUGUCAGAAUUUCUCGUGUGAAAUAUAUGACCUUUAUAAAGUCGAGGAACCUUUCGGAGAAGAAGCGCCGGGAUCAGUUCAACCUCCUCAUCAACGAGCUGUCCAGUAUGGUGGCCUCCAACAACCGCAAGAUGGACAAGUCGACCGUCCUCAAGGCCACCAUCGCCUUCCUCAAGAACCAGAAGGGGCAAGGAAUACCGUGCCACUGUGCCACGGGAAUAAAGAUAUUUCGAGUACAGGUGUUUUUUAUUAGCAAGUGUUCUUGA